AUUACUGGUGUAGGUAAUAUAAUGGCUGGGGAACGUGAUGCUCGUGCGAAGGAGCGUGCAACCCUACGUAGGGACCAAGCCAUCGCUCGGAUUCGUCAGAUACAUGUAUUGGCUACAAGCUCAGCCACCGAUGAAGCUAGUCGAGCUCAAUUAGCUGUGGCUAUUGUUGACAUUGAUAGUUUGUGGGCCAACUUUAUUGUUGAGAAUAACAACCUUCUAGAAAUACUUUCCGAAUUGGAUUUGUUGGGGGAGUUUUCUGUGAAUGUAGAAAUUGAGACCCGUGCUUUGGUAGUAGAAGCUAAGGCCUUGUAUAAGGCAUCUCAACCAACUUCCGCCUUUAGCGUCGGUACGGUUCAACAAGUAUCGUACGAGGGUAUAGUUGACCAAGCAAGUUCUUCUGCUGAGGGGUCAUCUAAGGACUGCUCAGCUCCCUACACACCGAUGGCUGUGACACCUAUGAGGUUGCCUGAAAUCCCUCUACCGACUUUUGAUGGUGAAUGUCAGAAUUGGCCAGCCUUUAGGGACAUGUUCGGCAACAUGGUGGCCAACAACGAUAAGAUUCCAAAUGUUACCAAGUUCUAUUAUCUGGUAGGAUGUUUACAUUCUGAUCCGCAGGAAGUCAUAAAGGGAUUUUCGAUAUCGAAUGAGUCUUUUACUCUGGCUUGGGAUGCGUUGAUCGAACGUUACGAUAAACCACGUAGGCUGGCAUCAUCAAUAAUUGAUAAAUUGAUAGCCGCGCCGGUCGCGAGUUCUGAAAAUCUUGCAGCUCUGCAAACCUUUAUGUCGGUCUUCGACGAGAACAUCACGAUCCUGGAGUCGCUUCAGAUCCCGGAUCUAGCGUCGUUCCUGUUGUUUUCAUUGGCUGCCAGGUGUCUACCUACAAUCUCGAGGCGUCUUUUCGAGGCUGAAAAUGUUAAAGAAUAUCCGUCGAUCCAGAGCGUGAUCAAGUUCGUUAAAACGAGAAUCCAGGUCCUUGAAAAUGCAGGGGUAAAACCGACAGGAAGCUCCUCCAAGUCGGCCAACCCCAGGAAAGCUGGUUUUCCUCGAGAAUCGAAGACCGCACUAGUAUCGACGUCCAAACCUCUUUCGGCCAAACAUAAUUUGUCCAAAGCUGCGUCAACCAAAUCUACUUCGGCGUCAUGUUACGUUUGUUCCGGUGCUCACCAGCUAGCUGAUUGUGCGAAAUUUAAGGCUUGCUCAGUCGAUGAACGCUACAAGGUAGUGUGCACGCAUCGCCUUUGCAUGGUCUGCUUGCUCCCCGGGCACAUGUCGUUCAAGUGCUCUUCUUCGUGCUCCAUAUGCAAGAGGCGCCAUCAUGCGCUACUACAUCGAGAUCAGGAACCGUCGAAUUCCGCUCCUCCAGCCGCCAUGUUAGGUCGACAACAAGCUCCAACGGUCCUGCUCGGGACGGCCUUGGUCCAUGUUCGAGAUACAAUUGGCAGUUGCCGGACGGUGCGUGCGCUGAUCGACUCGGCCUCGCAGAUCAGUGCAAUCACAUCGGCUUGCUGCAACCGCUUGGGAUUACAGCCCUCGCGAUGGACAGUACCCGUAACUGGUCUUUCCGGUCAGAAGGUCCCGGAUGUGCAGGGUAUCGUUCAGCUGACGAUCCAGCCAAGGGAUAAGCCAACGCCAGCUAUCAAGGUCAAGCCGUGGGUACUCUCUGCCAUCACGUCUGAUAUGCCAGCUCGACAAUUACCAGUUCAGGUACGAGCCAAAUGCAGCCAUCUGACAUUGGCAGACCCAAGCUUCGAUGAACCGGCUCCAGUCGAGAUGCUUAUUGGCGCCGAUAUAUUUCCCCAAGUAUGGAAGAACAAGUGCAGCUCGUUGGGUCCAGGUUUCCCUUCCGCUUACAGCUCGGUAUUUGGUUGGGUGCUGAUUGGUCCAGUUCAGGAGCAUCCAGAUAUUGGUGCACAGGCCAUGUUGGUAUCGCUGGUAUCGUCCAUGGAAUCCAUCAUGGAAAGGUUUUGGAAGGUAGAGGAACCUGAAGCUGCUCCGCCUCAGUUCACCGAAGACGGAUUGUGUGAAGAAUUGUUUAACUCGGAGAUGCGCAGGGAUGCUCGAGGUCGGUUCGCGGUACCUCUUCCCUUCCGCACAGGCCGUCCAUUAAAAGAUUUUCCUGGUUCACGGCAAGUGGCGUUAAACAGAUUCCUGCAGCUGGAGAGAAAACUAUCAUCCGAUGAAGUCCUUUACAAUACAUACCGCAAAUUCAUGCUCGAUUAUGAGAGACUAGGUCAUAUGACUCUCGCAGAAGGUCCCGGUCAAUAUUUCAUUCCCCAUCAUGCGAUUCAGAAGUCCGAAGGGGACAGUGUCAAAUUGAGAGUGGUGUUUGAUGCGUCGGCAAAGUGCCAUUCGGGUGUCUCUCUUAACCAAUGUUUGUUGGUCGGGCCGAAACUGCAGCAAGAUAUCGUUGAUGUUUUGAUUGGAUUCCGCGUACACAAAGUGGCCUUCACCACGGAUAUAUGCAAGAUGUAUCGCCAGAUUGAGGUGCUGCCUCAAUACCGGGGUUACCAAUACAUCCUGUGGAGGGAAUCGCCACAAGCUUCGCUAAAAGAGUAUACACUUAAUACAGUCACGUAUGGAGUAAAUAGUGCGCCCUAUUUGGCGUUGCGAGUCCUCCGCUACAUCGCCGACACGGAAUGUGAAAGUUUUCCGGAUGUGAAAGGAGCUCUGCGUCAUCAGACUUAUAUGGAUGAUAUAUGUGUGGGUGCAGAGUCGUUGGAAGCUGCUAAAACGCUUCAGUUGAAUCUAAUCAACACUCUCGCCAGAUCCGGUUUGGAGUUAAAGAAGUGGGCCAGCAAUACGCCAGAAUUGUUGGAACAACUACGUCCUGAAGAUUGCUCCGGAGAUCCGCUGGCAUUUGAGCAAAAUGAUGCUACGCACGUCGUAUUGGGAAUGCGGUGGAAUCACGAUCAAGAUUAUUUCUCCUUCAGCAUUAACAAUUUCAAGAUGAUUCCUACCAAACGUGGAGUGUUGUCGAUGAUUGCCAGAAUCUUUGAUCCUUUAGGCCUGUUGGCGCCGGCAACGUUCUAUGCCAAGUCGAUCAUGCAACGGGUGUGGGUCGCACAGAUUAGUUGGGACGAUCAACUGCCAUCAGAUAUAGCUGAAGAUUGGUGUGACUUCUAUCAUUCUUUAGGUUGGCUGGUCGGAAUGAAGAUUCCACGCUACAUCGGUUGUUCCGCUGGAUGUAGCUAUGAUUUGUGCGGUUUCUCUGACGCGUCCACGAAAGGGUAUGCAGCGGUCGCUUACCUCCGUGUCACUGCAAAGUCAGGAAGUGUUGAUGUCUAUCUUUUAGGGUCCAAAACGAAGUUGGCUCCAAUGAAAACCUCGACGAUCCCACGGCUCGAACUGAGCGGAGCGGUGCUACUUGCUCUAUGGCUGGGAAGAAUCAAACGCGCUCUGGAGCCUCAACUAGAGAUUUCGAAUGUCUUCGCUUGGUCGGACUCGACCAUUGUGCUCUCAUGGUUGGGCAACACUCAUACCUCGUUUAAGACUUUCGUAUCCAACCGUAUCUUCCAAAUUCAAACCACGAUUCCUGUUUGCCAGUGGUUACAUGUUCGGUCGGAGAAUAACCCUGCAGAUUGUGCUUCUCGGGGACUUCGCCCGUCUGAACUCAAGGAGGCGACAUUGUAUUGGAAGGGACCUACCUUUCUGUUAUCGAGUGCCGACAGUUGGUCAACGGGAGUUAGCAGAAUAUCUCUGGAUCAGCUGCCGGAGGUGCAGCCUGCAUGUGUAGUGGCGCAAAGCCACCCUCCAGAAGAAUGGUAUGCUCGGUUCUCUUCUUUCGACCAUAUGAUCCGGGUAGUAGCUCGACUUCGCCGGUUCAUAUCGAGGUGUCGUAAGAUGGAUGUCGAAACCGGGUUCUUGAAGCAGUCCGAGCUCGACGCUGCUCUAAUCAUGGUCGUGAAAAGCGCACAGAACUGCUUUUUCCGUGAAGUCAUCAGCAAUUUAACACGUGGCGAGGAAGUUCAGCGUAAGGGUAUUGCUCGCCUUUCUCCGUUCUUGGACUCGCUCGGGGUAGUCCGUGUAGGAGGUCGCCUCCAAAACACAAAUUGGUCCGAACGUCGAAGGCACCCGAUGCUGAUACCGAAGGAAGCUCACUUGGCAGUGCUUGUGACUCGCCAUUGGCAUAGCUACGCAUGCCAUGCCGGUCCGCGGUUAUUAACCGCACUUGUUCAGAGACGUUUUUGGGUAGUUGGCAUUCGCCUUGUGGUCCAUCGGGUGAUUCGCAGAUGCAUAAUUUGCGCUAGGACCAAGCCCGUAAAUCCUCAACCAAUGAUGGCUGAUCUGCCUAGGUUUCGUGUCCAGGAAGCUCAUCCGUUUUCUGUAGUUGGGAUAGACUAUGCCGGUCCCUUGCAGAUGAAGGAACUUAGCCUGCGAAAGGCACGUAUCGUGAAGGUAUACAUUGCAGUAUUUGUGUGUAUGACCACCAAAGCGGUGCACUUAGAACCGGUAUCGGCCCUUUCGACUGAGGCCUUUCGGUUAACGCUAGAUAGAUUCGUGGCUCGUCGUGGUCUACCGUUGUCGAUUUACUCCGAUUGUGGCACCAACUUUGUCGGUGCAGCGAGGCAGCUGCGACAAUUAGUCAAUCAUCCGGAUACUAGGGAUCAGUUAUCCGGGCAUAUUGCGUGCGAGUGGCAUUUCAAUCCCCCUGGUGCUCCCCACUUCGGAGGAAUUUGGGAAGCCGCCGUGAAAUCGGCCAAGUCGUUGCUUUUACGUGCCAUGAAUUCCCAAGUUUGGACGUUAGAGGAAUUCACAACGGUGUUAUGUCGGGUAGAGGCUGCUUUGAACUCGCGUCCUUUAGUACCAGCAUCAUCUGAUCCAAAUGACUUAGAGUGCUUAACACCCGGUCAUUUUUUAGUUGGUCGUCCUCUGAUGUCAAUUCCGGAACCUGUGUUGGACAGUGCACAAACGGGACUGCAGACUCGCUGGAAGCUCCUCCAGCAGUCUUUCCAGUACUUUUGGCGACGUUGGUCUCAAGAAUAUCUGAAUACCCUCCAAGUUCGUGGAAAGUGGACUAAAGAUAGCAACAACGUCGAAGUUGGUAAUAUGGUGGUAGUAAAAAUUAGCGAUACCCCCCCUCUUACUUGGCCUUUAGGUAGGGUGAUUGAGGUGUAUCCGGGCACAGAUAAUAUAGUGCGGGUGGCAAAGGUAAGGACCAACCAGGGAGUGUUCACUAGACCAGUUGUAAAUUCAGCUAAGGCCGUAGCUCAGGAAAAAAUCGAUCACCGUUCUGGGCUGCUCAACUGCUCCGUUCAUCUGCUCAACUGCUCCGUCCAACUGCUCCGUUCAUCUGCUCAACUGCUCCGUUCAUCUGCUCAACUGCUCCCUCCAACUGCUCUGUUCAUCUGCUCGACUGCUCCGUUCAUCUGCUCAACUGCUCCGUACAUUGCUCCCAGCUCCAACAUCAUCUAG
This is a messenger RNA of Metopolophium dirhodum (rose-grain aphid), 5412 nucleotides long. RefSeq lists its product as uncharacterized. The annotation marks the transcript as partial. The transcript is spliced from 3 exons. Gene Ontology annotation, biological process: DNA integration. Gene Ontology annotation, molecular function: nucleic acid binding. The record is from RefSeq and is a predicted model, not a curated record. Lineage: Eukaryota; Metazoa; Arthropoda; Insecta; Hemiptera; Aphididae.